This is a messenger RNA of Penicillium olsonii, 1287 nucleotides long. The record is from the annotation of a GenBank genome assembly. Lineage: Eukaryota; Fungi; Ascomycota; Eurotiomycetes; Eurotiales; Aspergillaceae.
AUGGGUCUUUUCAACAAGAAAUCCGAUGGCGAUGACGAUUCCAACCGCCGAGCACUCUUUGGGCGGAAGAAGGACAAGAGCCCGGCCACCCCUGCCAACCCUUACGCCCAACCAAUUCCAGUAGACCCAUACACCAAGGCCAAGAUCGGAGCCGGUGUCGCCCCCUUGCCUGCCGACCACCCUGCCGCCAACGGCGGCCCCGCGUCGCAGAGCCCCCACAACAUCCCCUCCGACAACAAGUACUCCGGCUACUCUGCCAACAAAUAUGGCAGCCAGGGUGGUUACGGAAGUGACCGAUUCGGUGGAUCCGGCGCAGGCGUCGGCUCCCCUGCCUCAGGCGCUGGCUCCGGCUCACGCUACGGAACCGGUGGCUACGGUGGUCUCGGCAGCUCUGACCCCAACGACCCCGCGGCGGCGGACGCAGCUCGCAGUGAGCUAUUCAGUGGCGCCAAGCGCACCCCCGACAACUCGGGCGGUAACCCGCCGCCAUACUCCGAGGGCCAGGGUGGUCAAGGUGGACAGCCCAACUACGGUGGCGGCAGCAACGAGUACAGCAUGGCGACCUUCCAGGACCGUCAAUUGACAGCGGAAGAGGAAGAAGAGGAAGAGAUCCAGGCUACGAAGAACGAGAUGCGAUUCGUGAAACAGGGUGAUGUGGCGUCUACGCGGAACGCGCUCCGAGCAGCUGCUCAGGCUGAGGAAACUGGUCGCGCGACGCUGGCCCGACUAGGCGCCCAGGGAGAGUCGAUCCACGAUACCGAGAAGAGCCUGGAUAUGACUACGAUCGAGGGUCGCAUUGCGGAGGAGAAGGCUAAGGAACUCAAGACUCUCAACAAGAGCAUGUUCGCCGUGCAUGUCGCGAACCCAUUCACUGCUUCCCGACGUCGGCGCGAGCGUGACGAGAAGGUUCUCAACACUCACCGCGAAGAGCGGAACAUUCGCGACGGAACUCGGUCCGAGGCACAUGGUACCAACCAGCGCAUGGACCGCGUGUUCCGUGAUAUCGACCGUGAUGCCGCAAAGCAGGGCAAGGGCAAGAAGGCCAGUGUCACGGAGCGUGCCAAGUAUCAGUUCGAGGCGGAUAGCGAAGAUGAGCAGAUGGAGGACGAGAUCGAGCAGAACUUGGAUCUGCUUGGUGGUGCUACUGGCCGUUUGAAUGGUCUUGCCAAGGCCACUGGCAAGGAGCUUGAUGAGCAGAACCGCCACUUGGAGCGUAUCACAGGCAAGAGCGACUUUGUCGACGACCAGAUUGCUAUGAACCGCGCCAAACUCGAUCGCAUUCACUAG